CGCCUCAACACUGAAUGCAGGUCAUGUUCGUUCAGCUAUCUUCUUCGUAGUAUAGCUGGGGACUAUUUUUCGAUAGCUUACUACUAACUGUACACAAGACAAGUACGAAAAGUGGUAAUUACGUAAGGCCAUUUUAUUACUAUGACGGAGAACAAGGACGUAUGUGAAGCUAACUUACUAAGGCUUAAUACGAAUAAAACUAAAGGAAAUCCGGGCAACUACAACAGCGAGCUGGAUGAUAUUCCACCUUCCCUGAUCAGCUACUUUGAGACUUCAAAAAGCCGAGCAGCAGCCUGUGAGAAACUGAUCCUCGAUGAGCUCCAAGACGAUAAAACAGAGACUGAGAAAGAUUUUCUGUUGAACGUCGGCGCCUGUCGGCCAGAGCGGGAGAAACCUCACCAAGAGCAGCUGCAGGAAACAGAGMAAAGGCAGCAGAGAGAGAUGGACUUCCAGGAAGAGCUGAGGAGGAUCACGGAGGCUGAACAGUUUCAGCAGAUGGAACUUGAGCUCAGGAAGAGAAACRUUCAGGAGAAACUUGAACAGGAGCUGCAGCUUCACCAGGAGCUCCUCUGUAACUUCAAAAAGCAAGUGGAGAAAGAGAGGAUGAUGAUUGUAGAAGAGAAAAGAGGAAAAUUGGACGAGGAAGCAAAGAUAAGGGAGAAGGAAGAGAGGAGAAAAAAGGAAGAGGAGGACCAAAGGAAAAGACGAGAGGAAAACCAAAGAGGCAUCGAAGUGAGGCUUCAAAAAGAAAGAGAGAGGAGAGUGGCGGAAGAGACGAGGAAACAUGAGGAAGCUGAAAACAGAAAACGGAAACAGGACAAAAACACUGAGGAAGACAGAAGAAGGAGGGAGAAGGAAGAAAUGAGACAACUGGAAGCACAGGGACAGAGGGAAAAGAAGGAAGAGGAAACAAAAACGGAAGAGAAGAGAUGUUUUAUGGUAAUUGGAAAGAAGAUAACGGAGGAGGAAGAGAGAAACAGGGAUCAGGUAACAUGUAAGGAUGAACUGAACACAAUACAAGAGAAGGACGAUGAAGAAACGAGACUAGAGGAAGAUUUAAGAAUUAGUUCCCUUUAUGACGUUGGGGUGAAUCAAGAAGAAAUGAGGAAGGAAGAGGAAGACCAAGAAAGAGAAGACAGGAAAAUUUUAGAGAAUGAAAUGCCACACAGAGAAAGUGAAGAUAAGAGAAAGAUGGAUAACUGGAAGAGUCUUUGUUUAGAAAGUGAGCUCCUUUUAAGAAAGAAAGAGGAGACGGGAAGAGGCAAAGAGAUCGUACAGAGGUUAGAGACCUUUACACAGAGCGGAGGAGAGGAGCAAAGAAACACAGAAYAUGAAACCAAAGUUCAGCAAGAAAUGAAGGGAAGGAAAGAAUAUGAACGAGAGAACAGAGAAGAAGAUUUGGAAAAAACAGAGGAUGAAGAGAAGAUACAGGAAGAGUUGAAGGAUCCUGUGGAGAAAGAUGACAACCUGAUGAAAGACCAUGGGACAAAAGGUGAGGAAGUGGACAGAGCUGAAAAAGACCAACAGGUGAAAACAACUGAAGAUGUAGGAGACGUUGAUGCAAAAACAGAUCUGCAGCCGAUUAGUGGCAAUUGUCUGGAAGAGAACAAAGGAGAAAAUUACGUUUCAGAAUCACAGAAGUCAGGCAGAACUGGUCAGCGGGCCUCCCUAAUACCUGAUCCAAUACCUAGUGAGGCCACAGCAAAACGCAGCAUCUGUGAAGCCGCCCCGCUCCGUCACCCAGACGACAACAUCUCAGACACCUCCGCAUUACAAACUGUUGGCCAAAUACAUCCAGAGUCACAGCCUUCYGCCUCUUCCUGCUCUCUGCCCGCUUCCCUUCCUGAGCACACGGAGCUGAAAAGGUUGUCUUGGAUGGAACACUGUGUGUCCUGGUCCGAAUUGUCCCUCCAGAACAAGAGGAAGGAGAGAGGUUCCUCCCAGAGCCAGAGGACGACGAGGAGGGCAGAUGGACUUAGCGCGCUGGUCCCUCUUUGUCCACACAUCCUGCUUGAGUCCACAGGCACAAAGUCCCUCCUAGAGGUCACYACAGUGACUUUAGAAGACCUGGCGUCCUGCAGCCUGUCUACUCUCGCCCAGUGUGACCGACUGCAGUCCCUCACCCUCAGACGCUGCGGUCUCCGGUCUUUGGAGGGCAUCAGCCAGCUGCAGGAGCUCUGCUAUAUGGAUUUAGGGGAAAAUGAGAUCUCYUUCUUGGACUUUGAAAACAUGGGCAGUUUGAGAGUUCUCCGGCUYGCCCACAACAAGCUGACUUCCAUCCGCGGUUUAAACGACGCUCAUAGUUUGGAUGUUCUCGACUUGUCUCACAACUCYAUCACUCGCAUCGCUGGUCUGGAGUCUAUGAGGAGGCUGCAGAGGCUGUUAGUGGACCACAACCAGCUGAUUAGUACCAAAGGCCUUARGGAUGUUUAUACUCUCCACCACCUGGACUGUUCCCACAACCAUCUGGCGAACGUUGAGGGUCUGGAGAACAAUGCUCUUCUCCACACUCUGGAUCUAMGGUCUAACAGCCUUACUGAGCCCCCCAGCCUGAACAACCAGGUUCUCCUCAGAGAGCUGCUUCUGGACGAUAACAACAUCUCUUCCCUGCACGACCUCGCUGGCUGCUGGCUUCCUCUGCUCCUGCAUCUCUCUGUCGCACAAAACAGAAUAACCCAGCUGCCCUCCGUGACUGACUUUGUGUCUCUGAAACAUUUGGAUCUGAGAUUCAACUGCCUGUCAGAGUUACAAAAUGUGUGUGAAAAUCUGGAGGGAUGUGUGUUUCUACAGGAAGUUCACUUGACAGGGAAUCCUCUUCAGCAGGAGACUGAUUGGAAGUUCAGAUUGCAGAAAGCAGUUGCUGGCCUGAAGGCCGCGGACGGCCAGCAGACACUCUCCUCUCUUAGCUUGGCCACCGACAGCUUCCUCAUGCUCUGUCAGCUGCAGCUUCAACAAACUCAGGAUUUACAACAGCGACUCAGCAGGGAGUUCAGAAAGGCUUCAUCUUCUCUGGAUGCUAUGAAAAACUGCUGCCAUCACUUUACUCAGGCUUUGCAGCUAGCCGAGGACCAGAGAUUUGCUCAUGAAUACGGUGGCAUCACUGUGUCUGCAGGCCAAGCAAGGCCCGAGAAACCCCCGGGCAUGGAUGGUAGAAGUCAGGGAAAGCUCACAGAUUCCUUGAAAACCGAGUCUGCUGCCAUACGACCUCCUGACAACCUGAGCAGAAACGAACCCGGAUGUACUGAGGACACGCCAGAUGAAAAGAGCCCACAGGAUACAUUUGGAAGUGUUACAACAGGUCAGAGGUCGACAACGGAGUCAAAUGUUGCCAGAGGUUUUGUUGACUUUCUCCCUACAAAUGGAGAAAGAACCUCCACCAGUUUGGACAUGGGACCAGACGACCUGGACAGUAAAAAUGUUUCCACUGUGGUUCAGAGAAUGCAGAGGACAUCCGGGGAGAAAUGUGGACAUGCCGAAGCCUCGGAUAUUAGAGGAGAAGCAGAAAAGCCGUUGUUUGAGCUUUCCGUUAAUAACAUGAACGCCACUUGUGAAAACCACGCAGCAACUGUUAUACAGGCGUUUUGGAGGGGCUGCGCUCUGAGGAGGAGGCUUGCAUCCACCCUCGCUGCCUUCACGCGCCCUGACUCAGGAGAGGACGACACCUUAGAGGAGCUGGACGUGGAGGAAUUUGUCGUCGAUGAGUCAGCACUGGAGGAACUCUGGACAAUGACCUUCUCUGAGGAUUCUCCUCCUAUGCGUCAUCCUGUGACAGAGCAACACUUACCUCCACAGGUUGAACUUCAGCCAAGGCAGCCCUGGGAGGCUGAUGAGAAAGAAGAAGAAGUGAAAGAAGAAGAACAAGAUUCAUUAUGGAGUUCUACUAGUAGCAAGACUAAAGCUUCAACCUGUAUUCAGAGUGGUCAGAGUAUGCUCUCUUUUUCUGAAAGAUCAGAAAAAAUUCUACAAGAAUGGGGCUUCACCAACAGCCGCACAGCUUUUCUGAUGCUGAAAAGAGCUCAGAAGAUGAAGACGACCAAAAAGCAGCGGAAAAAACACAGAAAUCCCUUUGCCUUCAGUGGGUGCAAUUACCAAAUAAGCCCAGCGGAGGCGAGGAACAGAAUUUCACGACGCGGCAGACAAACUUUUGGAGUGUGAGAAUGCUCCGUGGGACGGAGAUGUUUCAUGCCUCCGAGCGCUUCUGCUAAUUUCCACUCUUACUUUUCCACUGACACCUUCCACUCGUCGCCUGGAGGCACACACUUCCACUCUGUUCCAGCCGAACUUCAACUUCAUCACACAUCUGUCCUCAAGUCACAGCGCCUGACGGUUCUGUGUUUUUAUUUCAGCCGCGGACCCCUACCUCUUGAACACUUAACUCGGUUUCACACUUCAUGUCAUCAACAAAGUCGAGCUGAAACUCAACCACUGUGUUUAACUCCAAUCCUCCAAAAUACCUCAAUCUCAUAACAUUUGCCGCCUCUUAUGUGCAUUCAGUUCUCAAGCUCCUAUAUACUCUGUCUAAGGGAGCAAAUCUUCUCUCUAUUCAGGAAGUGUUGGCACACUUUAGAGGCGAGCAGAGCAGUUAGAGCAGUCUGAGCUACUAACAUGGAUAGACGUCCAACUGAAAACACUAAUUCAGUCAUGUCUCAGACAUGCUCUAAUUCAUCUUCCACUUUGCACAUGUCAUUUAAACUUUAAACACUGCUUGUAAUACACUUUGAAAUGUCUCAAUUCAAGCGGAGAGUACAGGCAGGACCACGUUUAGAUUUUUAGAUGUAGUUGGAGGUCAUACUUUUCUGGUUUAUCUCAGGCAAAAUGUUGUAAACAAGUCUGUGAUGUAUUUUGAUUUUGGUGAGCACAAUGUACCCACUCCACCCCCUUAGUUGUGGAUGUUGAAAGAUAUUUUUUGGUCAUAACUGUGUUGUUUUUCAGAGUACAACAGCAUUAAAAACAAGAAUCAAAAAACAAGAAAAUGAAAAUGAAACAAAAUGCAGAUUUGGUUUUAAACUUUUGAUUAGCUGAUUGUCAGUCUGUUUAAAUUUAAUGCAGUUUUCACUCAUAUUAUUUUUGGAAAAACUUUGCAGCAAUAUUCUUCAAAACCACAGGUUAAGGUACUGACUUUGUUUGGUCCAUUACACCUUGAUUUUUUGAGGCAUUCUGUUGCAGAUUGACUGCAUUAUUUGGGACUUAUUUUCCCACUUUAUGCAACAUUUGGCUAAGCUUUCGCUUCACAUUUGACUCUGGAAUAUGUUCGUUUACUGAGCAGUUCAGGGUUGAAUCACAAGGCCUUUGGCUGCAGACAAACCUGAAUCAUAGACCUGCUUUCAAAAUGCUUGAGCGUUAUAAUUGAUGAGGCCUUUGGUCUGGUAUGUUAAUUGAUUUCUGCCAAACCUGAUUAAAGUAUACCUAAAUACCUCUA
This is a messenger RNA of Poecilia reticulata (guppy), 5419 nucleotides long. It is a transcript of the gene lrriq1, whose product is annotated as leucine-rich repeats and IQ motif containing 1. Lineage: Eukaryota; Metazoa; Chordata; Actinopteri; Cyprinodontiformes; Poeciliidae. The record is from RefSeq and is a predicted model, not a curated record. Gene Ontology annotation, molecular function: protein binding.